GUCAAAUUGCAACGUUUUAGGAACACACAUACUCACAUCUUACAGAAAUACACACACCUAAAAUAUAAAUAAUAAAAUAAAAUAAAAGAAAAACAAAAAAAUAUAUAAAACUUACAAUGCCCUUAACCACCAAGACACUGGACAGAGAAGACGAACACGAUAAACCAUUUGGCCUAGAACUCCCGAAACCAGAACUUUUAAUACAUCAACACCCCGAAUCAGAUGAGUCGUUCCUUCAUGAACAAACUACCAAAGUAGAGGAUUUAAUCGAGUACCUGGAAGCGGUUGAAAACGCCAACAAGACCGACGCGGCGAAAAAAAGACUAAAAUCUACGGUUACCAUGGAGGACGUAAAAUGUAUUGUCACCCAGCGAAAUCCUUUGAGCACCACAACAUUUCGUCGAUGCAAAGUAAAAAGAGUCCUAAUUAACACGAACCAGUUCACGUUUAUGCGUCAGAUUGACUCGGAACCCGAAGAUCGCCUUUUGGCCAGAAAACAGCGCGAAGAUGUGGCCGAAACAUUUCGCCGCAUGGGAAAUCGCGAGUAUCGCAAACUGAACUUCACUUUGGCUAGAGAAUACUAUACAAAGGGUAUGCAGUAUAUUAAAGACUCGCCUGUCUUGUACAUAAAUCGAGCCCUUUGCUAUAUCAAGUUGCGCGACUUUAAGCUAGGCAUUAUAGAUUGUGACUAUGUGUUGGCCAAUAUCGACGAAAAGUAUCUACGUGCCUGGCUUUAUAGGGCAGCAGCCUAUAAGCGACUGAAUGAUGAGGCUAACUUCGAGUACAGUGUUGAUCGCGCAAGGCGAUUUAACAGGUCGGAGGCCGAGUUUGUAGAUGAAUUCCUGGAUAGAAUGAGAUCGCUCCUCUAACAAAAUUAUAAAUUCAAAGAGGGUUUGGAUAAUAAACAAAAAUAUAAUAAAUCAUAAUUAAAUA
Drosophila teissieri is the source of this 933-nucleotide messenger RNA. Its product is annotated as tetratricopeptide repeat protein 12. Gene Ontology annotation, molecular function: protein binding. Lineage: Eukaryota; Metazoa; Arthropoda; Insecta; Diptera; Drosophilidae. The record is from RefSeq and is a predicted model, not a curated record. The transcript has 3 exons. Bases 117 to 869 code for a protein of 250 amino acids.